AUGGCGUAUACCCGUCCGAAGGACUUGGAUGGGUUUUCUGUCCUACUUUCCAAGCAAGACACGAAAUUUCGCCAGCAAUUGGGAGCGGAUUUGUUGGUCUUUCUCGCCGAGCCUUCGAAUUCCGUCGAAUGCCAGGAUACGGGACUUUUCGUUGACGGGCUCAUACCUUGGAUACAGAGCAGCAAUUACAAGGUUUCUGGCAACGGCAUAGAAGUUUUAACAUACUUAAUAGACCGCUUAGGAACAGACUUUAGGCCAUACGUUCAAACAGUAUUACCAAAUGUUAUCGAUAGACUGGGAGAUGCCAAAGACACGGUCCGCGAGAAGGCGCAGCUACUUAUAUUAAAGUUGUUAGAAAGGAACGUUUUGACGCCGCAAAAUCUCAUCGAGAAACUCCAGCCCAGUUUUACACACAAAAACGCCAAGAUCCGAGAGGAAGUCCUCAGGUGUUUGGUCAAUACAAUAAAUGAACACGGAGCGCAAGCUUUGACUUUGAACAAAUUCAUUCCCGAUAUCGUCACAUCGCUUUCGGAUCCCACGGUGACCGUAAGGGACACGGCGCUGAGCACUCUGGUCGAUCUGUACAAGCAUGUAGGCGAGAAACUUCGAGUGGACUUGCAGAGGAGGAAUAUCGUGCCGCAGGCGAAAUGGCUGGUGCUUUCCGCCAAAUUCGAUGAAGCCAAGUCACGAGGGGAGCUGCUGCCGACCGCUUGUAAACAUAUUGAUGUAAAUUCCGACGAGCCUGAUAGAGCUGUGAUGUCGACGAAAAAGACUCUUUACGGUAACGUGGCCAAAGCCAAGGCAACGCCGAGCAGUGCUAAUUCUGUUUUCAGUCGAGUGGGGUCUUUUCGAAAUCCUUCCACGUCUUCAACUGGAGCGGUGGACGAAGAUUCUUUUAUAAGAAGUUUCGAAGACUGCCCGCCUGCUCAAAUAUUCUCUUCGAGAGACGUUACGGAACAAAUGAAGAAUAUCCAAGACAUAAUAUCUGACGGGGGCAAAGAUUGGAAUAAACGAGUAGAAGCUUUAAAAAAAAUCAGAUCUAUAGUCAUAGCGGGAGCUACGAGUUACGAGGAAUUUAACGUUGGACUAAAGAACCUCGAAAUCCCUCUGCAGGGAACGCUAAAGGACCUUCGUUCUCAAGUGGUGAGAGAAGCGUGCGUGACCAUUUCGUACUUAUCGCAAUUGUUGGGCAACAAAUUCGAUAAGAUCGCCGAAGGGCUGUUGCAGCAUUUGAUCAAUCUCAUUCAGAACUCCGCAAAGGUAAUGGCGACAUCCGGUCAAAUCGCUGUGCAAUUCAUCAUCGAAAAUACGCAUAGCACUCGAUUGAUCCCGAUUAUAACUAGUAAUGCUGUGAAAUCGAAAAGCAAAGACAUCAGAAGGGCCUGUUGCAUGUUCCUGGAGAUGAUCCUGACGCAAUGGCCUAGACAUCCGCUGGAGAAACAAAUACCUGCUUUGCAAGAGGCCCUUAAAUCCGGCAUAGCCGAUGCCGAUCCAGACGCCAGGGUUACCUCAAGAAAGGCGUUUCGAGGUUUUAAGGAACAUUUUCCGGACCACGCGGAACAUCUUUGCCAAUCUCUGGACGCGACUUACCGGAGGGCAUUACAAAGCGACGGCAUGUCGUCGAGUUCAUCGCAAAGUAAUAUCGCUAGCGGAUUCAAAACGCCCAGAAUGUUUGGCAGAUCGGCCGCGGCCAGUACGACAGGUAGUACGGAAAAUCUUUCUAGCGGUAUAAAUGGUCUUCAAAGGAUCCCGUCGUUGCCAAGAAGUUACAGGCAACGAAGCGGGAUUCCUGUUCUCACAAGAGACAAUUCUGGUAAAAAAGGAUUUAGGAGUAAUUCGGCUAUCGAUCUACAAGCAGCGCAACGAGCCAAAGCCAGAGCUCAGUAUUCGGCGAUGGCGAGGACUAAAAUACAAUCGGGUACUGCGAGUUUGCAGGGAGAGGUAGCUCAGCAAGCUCGUCCGAAGAGGACACCAGACGUUGUAGAAAACCCGUCGCCUCAGCGUAUGAGUAGAGCGAGGAAUCGAAAUUCUCAAUCACAACCAACGAGCAGAUCCGGCUCUCCGAGUUCGCGCUUAGCCUACAUAUACCACAGGGCGCCGGAAAACGAAUCUCCGCGGCCCAGAAAAUUGUCCUCGGGCAUUCCCAGGUCGACCCAAAACUCCCGGGACGCGUCGAGGGAGACCAGCCCCACGAGAAGCCUAAACCGAUACAGGAGGAGCAGCAACGACAGGCCGCCAAUGAACCCGACUGCGAGGCCCGUUUUGGCCCAGAAAAUUUUACAACAGAGCAGAGAAGCUGAAAAUGCUUUGGCCGACGUUUUUAACUCUUCUGAUCAUUACCGUUCACCGAGAAAAUUAAUUAGGUCUAUAGAUAACCAUUCGGAUGAAUCUGAAACAUCCAGUGUGUGCUCGGAGGGGCAUUUAUCGUUUGAUUCGUCGAGAAAGCCAAUAGAUUCAUAUUCGUGGAGCGGCUCACAACAAAGAUUAUCGAGAGACCUUUGGGAGCCUGCGCGAGACAUCACUCAAAUAAUAGCAAUGUGCGCGAGUACGAACUGGCAAGAGCGCAAAGACGGUCUCCUAUCGCUACAGUGCUACCUCGGUUCCGAAGUGCCUUUAUCACCGGGUGAACUGAAACACCUCACCGAGAUCUUCACCCGCAUGUUCAUGGACUCCCACACCAAAGGCCUCAGCGUUUUCCUCGACACCCUCCAGGAGAUCAUCAAGGAAUACAAACGGGACUUGGAAUUUUGGCUGUACGUCCUCCUGCAACGGGUGUUCCUCAAAACCGGCACCGAAACGUUGAGCUCCAUACAAGGCAAGCUGAUGUCCACGUUGGAUCUGAUCAAAUCCAGUUUCCCCGUCAAACUACUCAUCGCCAACGUCUACCGAUUCCUCAUCGACGCCACUCAAACGCCCAACACGAAGGUCAAGAACAUCGUAUUGAACACGCUGUCGUCGCUGUGCAACAAUCCGGACGCGGCGCAAUUCGUUUCCCAACCGCCCGCUAGUCAAGCUCUCUUCAAGAUCAUUUCGUACGCUCAAGACACCAAAUCGGCGGAGACGAGGCACGCCGCCAAGGAGUGCCUCGUCACCAUGUGGAAUUGCAACACGGCCCAGGUCACGAUGAUGCUGGCCGAGUUGCCCAAGGAGCUCCAAGACUUGGCCUCUCACAUCGUCUCCACUCACAUGAGGAAGACGUCGACCGGCAGCGAGCCGGGCAGUCCUAUGACUACGGGAAGCCCUAAGCUUCUUUCGCCCGGUGCGACUCCCUUUAGGGACGGGUUCGACCAGGAGAACAUACACAGGAAGUUGAGGAAGACCACGGCGGAAAUUCAGAAUUAUUCAUUCGAAACUCUAGGAACGAAAUUGGAGAGGGACAGGGACACGACAUCACAAGAUUCGGGCAUUUCUCAAAUGUCGACGGGUUACGACAACACCAAAGAUUUGACUUUAAUAGAAGAAAAAUUGGAAGAAAUGACGAUAAGGCCGAACUUUAAUGUUAGAUCGGGUCCGCGUUCGUUGCCUUAUACAUCCGUCAACGGUGUUUCGGAAACGGAAUCGAACGGAUUUAGGAGUUUAGGAGAAAGAGAUUCCGAACAAAUAGUGUUAAAUAUAAUAGACAAUCGUUCGCCGACGACAGAAGAGAAGCAUAGAAUGAUAUCACAAAUACACGAACUAAUCAAAUCCGGGCAUACGGAGCAUGUUAUUAAGAACUUCAAGAAAAUAUUGCGAAUUUUAAUAGAACACAUCAACGAAGAGGAUGCGGCUAUACAGGUGGCGGCGCUCCAAACUCUCAAGGCAAUUUUCCAGUCUCCUGAUAUGAAGGAUUGUUGGUGUGGUUUUCUGGAAUUAUUAAUUAUAAGAAUAUUCGCAGCCCAUAGAAAUGAUAAACGAGAGGUUGUGAAGGAAGCAGAACUAACGGCAGCCGCGAUGGUAGAAGGCCCAUUUAAUUCGAUAAUAGCCAUUGUGGCGCCAAUGAUCAGUACCAGUUCGUAUCCCGUCCUCUUGGGAGCAAUAAAAAUGAUGACCAAAAUAAUCGAAGCCCACCCGACUAGUGUAACCGAAGAACACCUGAGCAAGAUCAUGCCUGGUCUUAUAAAAGGUACCGAUCAUCCGGAGAGCGCCGUAAGAAAAGGAUCGAUAUUUUGUUUGGUAACGUUACACAAAGCGGUUGGUAAGGAUCGGCUGUCUCCUUACAUCAAUCAAUUAUCGGGUAGCAGAGAAAAGUUAUUGCAACUGUAUAUUAAGAGAUCGGAACAAAAUUCACCUGUACCUUCGAGUCCGAAAAACAACGGGAGCAGCUAA
Messenger RNA from Phyllotreta striolata, 4305 nucleotides. Lineage: Eukaryota; Metazoa; Arthropoda; Insecta; Coleoptera; Chrysomelidae. The record is from the annotation of a GenBank genome assembly.